AUGGAGCGUCCAUCGUCACAGCUGGAGAACGUCCGGCCCUCGGGCUUGAAGCCUCCCUCCAAACUGCCUGCUCUUACCAGCGGCAGAACAACGCUGCAGGAGACGACGUCCAGCGACCUCAACACGCGCACGGCCGGACAUGGCUCCACGAUGGCCCCUCCCACCACCAAUGGCAGCAUCAAGCAUAAGAUCACUGGGUUACCCGAACCGAACCCCAAGCGUAAGACGCUUGCUGAGCGUGCCGGCGAGCCUGCGAGUGCUUCGAGAUCCCACAUCCCCAACAAGCCCAGCUUGAGCAACAUUGCUGGCUUCGGCUCACGACCCGCGUCGAACCUCACUUCCUACCGCAACAACUCCAAUAUCUCAACUACCAGUUCGACACGGCCGCCUAGUAGGCAAGCCAACGGAUUACGCCAACAUGCACUUGCAAAAGUCCCCAGCAAUGCACAGCUCCCGCAGAGCGACGAUCAAGAGUCGGAAGCAGAUACAAGUGCUAUGGGCAAACGCAAAGGUACACCAAUUCUGUCCUUUAACAGUCCUGUCAACGGCAUCCCACUUCGCAGGACCCGCACACAAGGCGAUCUACGCCAGAAGCCAUCGCAACAAACAUCCAUCAAGGCCAAGUCUCAACACUCAGGCUCUACCUCGAGCGAUUGCAGCGACGAUGGCGAAGUCUUCAGCCAAGAGUCACGCAAUGCCUCGGCCUCUUCUACUUCUUCAGCACCAGCGCCAGCUCAGCAACAAGGUCAAGUACAGCAAGGAGGGCCUGUCGGUGCCAGCAAACCCUCCAGUCGUAACGUAUCUCUCAGCACGGCAUUUGCUGGGCUGUCCAUCACCCCAAAACCACGCAAGACUUCUUCAACAAGGCAUCGACCUUCACUUGAGCGCAUCAAGGAAGAGAUCUCGCCUUCAAAGAUCCCCAAAUUCUCAUGCACACCCAGUCUUCGUCAUGCACAAUCUGCCCAAUCCCUUCAAACCCCUUCACCCAUCAAGCAGAAACGUUCAGUCAAUGGCCUGCGCACUCCAGCGACCAGUGCAAAGCGCCGAGACCUGCCAAUCUUCUUGACAAAAGAGAAGCUAAGUCCUGUAGCAGCAUACGAUACGAAGAGCCGUCUCGAUGGCUUGGAGCAACGAUGCGAGAUGCUCAUGAAUCAAAUGCAGACCGCAGCCGAUUCAAAGAGCGCGACCGAAGAGUCACUGACUCUGUACAAAAGCAAAGUACAAGAGCUGACUGUCGAGAACCGCGAACUUGCCUCCCAAACUCGAAGUCUGACGAACGAACUCGAUCGCGCGCGCAACGAAUUACAUACGACGUCGACCGAUUUACGACAAGUGCGAAGAGAUCAGGAGCGAGAGCUGCAGGAUCUGGCAAGAAAGCAUGAGCGGGAGGUCGAUGACUUGAAAGCAAAGCACGAGAAGGCACAAUGGCAGUGGGAACGAGAGCGCGAGAAAGAAACAGAUCAGUACGAGAAGAAGAUUGAUGACGCCAGGAAGAAUUGGGAGAAGCAGAAGGAUGGGGAGACAGCCGAUCUGACGACGCAGCAUUGGGAAGAGCUCGAUCAAUUGCGCAGUGAGCACGAGAAGGAGAUUUCGAAACUGCAGCAGGAGUUGCAGGAGUUGCAGCAAGCUGGUGAGAGCAGGGCCACAGAAUCUGCCACGGAAGUGCAGCUUCUGCGAGAUACUGUGACCAAGUUGGAGAGCGAGGUCGAUUCAAACAAUUCAAUGCUUGCGAGUUUGAGAAGUCGAAUUACUGUAUAUGAGGCAAAGAUCACAACGCUCGAGCAGGAGAAGAAUGCACUCGUCUCAAAGACGCAUUUUCUGGAAGGGAACCAAGAAGCACAAAGUCAAGAGUUCACGGAUAUGCGACAAAAGAUGGAGGAAGCCAUCGCAGCAAAGGAGGCGACUUUGGAGACACUGCGCAAAGAAGAGGCGCUGCGGCGGAAGUUGAACGCUACAAUUCUCGAGUUGAAGGGCAACAUUCGCGUGUUUGUCCGAACGAGACCGCUGCUGAAGGGUGAAGAUGAUGCCGCCAAAGUUGAAUAUCUGGACGAAGACUCGCUUGAAGGGUGCAAGGAGAUGGUGGUUCACGCACCGACGACUCAAACUGCCACUGGGAAGCAACGAAACGAGAAGCACAAUUACGAGUUCGACCGUGUCUUCACGCCUGGCACGCAGAAUACUUCUGUGUUUGAAGAAUGCCAAGAGCUGAUUCAAUCGGUCAUCGACGGCUACAACGUCAGCAUCUUGUCGUACGGCCAGACUGGAAGCGGCAAGACCUUUGGAAUGUCCGGUCCGAAUGGUAUCAUCCCAUCUUCGAUCACCCUCCUGCUUGCUGAAUUGCAGCGUCUGAAGGAGAAAGGCUGGGAGUACACAGUGGAGGCCUCGUUCGUGGAAGUAUACAACGAGACGCUGAACGACCUGCUCGGAGAUGCAAAGACUUGGGACGAUACCGAUGAUCUGGGUGCGAGUGUCCGGGGCAAGAAGAAAGACAAGCACGAAAUCCACCACGAUGCCAUCACUGGCAAAACGACAGUGUCAAACUUGACCGCCGUCUCCCUCUGGCCGCCUCCAACGGAUGAUGGAAGUUGGCCUCCUGCCGCACCCGUCGACCCGGAUGAUAAAGGCAUUGCGUCCGCUGCCGCCUCAUACACCGAAAAGGCUGUAGCUAACCUUUUGGACACUGCUGCGAAGAACAGGCGCACCGCCGCGACGAAGGCCAACGAACGAAGUUCUCGAAGCCAUAGUGUGUUCAUGUUGACCUUGAAGGGCUCUUGCGCGACCACAAACGAAUCAACAGAGGGUGUCCUCAAUCUUGUCGACCUGGCUGGUAGUGAGCGGUUAAAACAGUCCGGCGCUGAAGGAAGCCGUAUGAAGGAGGCUCAAGCCAUCAACAAGUCACUUUCAUCGCUCGGAGAUGUCAUUGCUGCGCUUGGAAACAAGAGCGGCAACGGUGAGGCCCAUGUGCCGUAUCGCAACAGCAAGUUGACCUACUUGCUCCAAUCUUCCCUCGGCGGCACAACAGCAGGCAAAUCCUCACGCACCCUCAUGCUGCUACAUCUCAGCCCACUGCAGGCUCACUGGUCGGAGAGCAGAAGCAGCUUGCUGUUCGGCAGCAAAGUGCACGGCACUCACAUUGGCACCGCGAAGAAGCGGUGA
Molecule: messenger RNA, 3156 nt
Organism: Zasmidium cellare ATCC 36951
Lineage: Eukaryota; Fungi; Ascomycota; Dothideomycetes; Mycosphaerellales; Mycosphaerellaceae
Exons: 3
Coding region: 1-3156 (1051 amino acids)
Biological process (GO): microtubule-based movement
Molecular function (GO): microtubule binding; microtubule motor activity; ATP binding
Source: RefSeq, a predicted model, not a curated record